CACGAGUAUUUCCGUUUCCGGUGGCGCUGUUUUGAAGCAAUGUUUUGAAGUUGUGAAGCGUUCUUGUUAUUUUAUAUUUACAUUACAACUCACAUCUAAAAUGAGCCUUGGUGUUAAAGAAACUGGCGCAUCAUAUGAAUGCUGUCUAGUACGAGUUGAUGAGAAUGCAAGAGAUCACACUAUUUUAAAGCUCAAGGCAUCAUCGAAGGAGGUUACUGUUGGAAGAUCACCUGAUGCAACGGUAACCUUGCUAUCUUCGAUGAUAUCCCGAAAGCAUGCUUUGCUUUCUUGUAAUGAGGACAAUGUAUGGAACAUCAUGGACAUGAAGACCCUGAAUGGCAUAUAUGUGAAUGGCAAGGUGCUUGGUCCAGGAAAGCCGCAAGUACUGAUGGAUGGGGAUACUGUUCAGUUUGGCGUUCCCAUAAAACCUACUCUACCGGCUGAGUUUGUCUUCAAGUUUCACCCCGGCAACAGAAAUUCACGCAGGGAGAGGAAAACUCGGGUUUCGGCAGCAGCAGCAGCUUGUCAAAAGGAGCAGGAAUCGUCAUCUAGAGUUGCGAAGCGCGAGGCUACGAGUGGUAGUGGCGUGCACAUCUCCCCGCCGCGUUCUAAACGACAGAGACAGGAGUCGCACCAGCAAUACUCUGACCUGUCGUAUCUACAGAAGGUGCAGGAGGGGAAGAUGACGCAACAGAUACAGGAUGCCGUGAGAGAGGUGGAUCACUUAAAAAGCUUACUUGCUGCAAAAGAAGAAACUCUGAAUGAGUCAUACACCCUGCAAAAGGAUGUAGAAAAGGAGUUAGAAGAAGAAAUGAGAAAAAAGGAGCAAGAGUUAAACCAAGUUGCUGAGAAGGAGUUAAAGGCACAAAUGGAAAAGCUGACCAAUGAGUUGGCUGACAGAGAGCUGAGACAGACGAAGCUGGAGACGGAACUAACGCAGAUGAAGGCAGAGAGCGUGUUGCAGCAGCAGCAGCUUCAGCAGCAGAGGGCGGCCAUGGUGGAGGACUUCGAGGAGCUCCUAGAGUCAGAGCUGCAGUGCAGCAUCUGCUCAGAACUCUUCAUAGAGGCGACUACGCUCGGUUGCUCUCACUCGUUCUGCGCGAGCUGCAUCGGGGAGUGGAUGAAGCGCAAGCGCGACUGUCCGAACUGCCGCGCCGCCAUCGCGUCGAUCUCGCGCUCCGUCGUGCUCGACAGCUACAUCAACAGCACGGUCGCGCAUCUCGGCGAAGACCUGAAGCGACGACGCGAGGAAAUCGUCUCUCAGCGCAGCAGUCGAAGUCGAGACCGUUCUAAAUCCGAAGGUUGUGAAGUGGUGCCAGAAAUAAUGGGAGCAGAAAUAGAAAUAGCGACAUCAGGGAGGAUGGGAACACGGUCGCGCGCGAGAGUGGCGACGGCGGCGGCGGUGGCGGCGGCGGUGGCAGAACAGCCCGUCUACACACUCAUCAUCUCAUCUGAGGAGGAUGACGACGACGACGACGACGACAACAAUGACGAUGAUGACGACGAUGACAAUGCAAUGAGGAACUCAGAUGACUCGGAGGAAAGUGAUUAUGCGGGGUAUGGUUACUAUGGAGGUGGAGCUUGUUUUAACUGUGGUAGAAGAGGACACUGGGCCAGGUUUUGUCCUUACAGGUGACCCAAAUAAUAAUAUCUAAUAAUAAUAAUAGAAACAGUCCCAAUAGAAUAGAGUCUCCAAGCAUACGUUUCAUCUGCAACUGACAGUUAACUGUAAAUAUGUCAUUUAAACUGUUUUUUUCUACUAUGUAUUUUCGUUCAUGACUCAGGGUCUGUAGGCUUCAUUCAUUAAUAAAAUGUCCCGUAGUCUUCAUUGGUUAAGUAUUCCGUGCACUUGUCAAUUUAACCAAUAAAUUUGUGUCAUCAAAAAUAUAUGAGGAAAAAUACAUUUUAUGUGUAAAAAAAA
Molecule: messenger RNA, 1921 nt
Organism: Priapulus caudatus
Lineage: Eukaryota; Metazoa; Priapulida; Priapulimorpha; Priapulimorphida; Priapulidae
Product: E3 ubiquitin-protein ligase RNF8-like
Exons: 12
Coding region: 101-1636 (511 amino acids)
Biological process (GO): double-strand break repair; protein K48-linked ubiquitination; ubiquitin-dependent protein catabolic process
Cellular component (GO): ubiquitin ligase complex; nucleus; site of double-strand break
Molecular function (GO): nucleic acid binding; ubiquitin protein ligase activity; zinc ion binding
Source: RefSeq, a predicted model, not a curated record